Messenger RNA from Schistosoma margrebowiei, 3045 nucleotides. The record is from the annotation of a GenBank genome assembly. NCBI's taxonomy places the organism in Eukaryota, Metazoa, Platyhelminthes, Trematoda, Strigeidida, Schistosomatidae.
GAAUUUGAAGGCGCUAAUUUCGUUACUUGCGCCUCAAAUGACCUUUAGAUGGAUAAAGGAAGCUGUCUUGGUCGUGUUCCUUAUAACUCGGUGAUUGGAUUCAUCUUAGUACUUGUUGGAGGUGGUGUCUUGUGUGGUACAAUUUAUUCUGGAAUAUCACGUAUCGAUACAUACUUUCGGUUGUAUUUUUUUCCUGUCUACUCUUUACCUUAUCUAAGAAUAGCUGCAGUUGUGAAUGGGGCUGUAGCCGUUCUACUCGCUUUUCUAAUACUAGUUUUCUCAACACUUGUGAAUAAUGCUACUCGUGGCCGCAUCUAUCGUGGUGAUCGCUACAUUAUGGGUGGGCGUUGUUCAGCAGCUCUGUUCAUGUGCACCACAUAUGUAACCAUAAUUGUAUGGUUAAUAUUUUUAGCAUUCCUUGUUGUCCCUACAUUUUGUUGGGCAAUGUUCAACUCGAUUUGUACUGCUGAGUUAGCUGAUGUUUGGCAUGGACCAGGUGCACGACGUCCUGGUCCUGAUGGCCGUGUUGCUCCAUCUUUGUCAGAAUUACGAGAUCGUAAAGAUUAUCUGGCGGAAACGUAUACAGCUCGUCUUGCCUACUAUUAUCAAAAUCUUAAUUUUGGCUAUAAUCCUUCUGAGUCUCAAAAUGGUUUCAGAUCUCCUUUUGUUAAUCUGGGAAACUCGCCCAAUCUACCAAAUUAUCACGCCAAUCGAUAUUAUUCUCCUGAUUUCAACUACAUUUUUAACUUGACACAUUAUGGUGUUUAUAUUAAACCAUGGAUGUAUGAUGAGUCACUGAAUUAUCGUGAAGCCAUUACUUCGCUGAACGAAUUUGCAAGAUUUUGUGACGAAGUUAUGAUAGUGGGUCCACUUUUUGCUUGUUCACUUGGUGGUGCUGUUUUUGUUCUACUUGGUUUGGUACGUUUGUAUGUUUCUUUUUUAUCUAUUCUAUUUAUUUACACACUUCUUAUUAAACAUUUUAUUAUUUUAGUCUUGUUAUACAAGAUUAUAGUAAAAUUAACAGAAUAAACUUAUGGUGUAAUUGAAGAGGAAUUCAGACAAUUCAAGGAGGAAAUUUUUCUUUUCAAGAAUAUCAUUUACCCUAGUUGUACAAUCGUAUUUAUAAUUGAUUUACGAAUUAAAUAGUCUAUUAAAAGACAGGAGGAUGGUCACAUCAUAUCAUGUGUCAAAACACGUUGAUUAAUAAUCAGAAAUUGAAGUGAGGAGAGAGAUAAUUGGAUGAAAUCAGAUGUGGGAAGGAUAAAAAUUUAGCUAAAAAGACUCUAUUUGUUGGCUCGUUGUCAGCUUAUUAUACUCGAUUAAAAUUGACAAAAGAACUUACAGAUUUCAAACAGAGCAUUGCAUUAAGAUCACCCAAAAAUCAUGAUCCAUCAGCUUAUUUUUAAAUAGCAGAAUCCCUACGUACUAUUAUUAUUAUUAUGUAAAAAUCUCGGUGUUGUAGACAAUGAAAGAAAAUAUUUAUAACCUUAAUUAGUUUGUUUUUAAAGCAAAGUAGUGAAAAUGCAUUUUCUCAGUAGACAGAAAGAUAAACAGGGAGAAGUGGGCACGGAAAAGAGGUGGGGAAUAUAGCAAUGAUUAUGGUUUGUUUAAAUUAUUUUCUAAUUUUAUUUCUCACAGUUGUAUACACUGUGUGCACUUUCCAAUUGUUGUUCUACACACUUGACAAUGUGCGAUGUGUUCAAUUCAUUGUCUAUUUGUUUGUUUGUAUGUGCAUUUUGCCUCUCUUAUUUCCACUCAAUAAUGAUAACUGUCCUAUCUUUAAUGUAUAUGAUAGUAUGUUUGGAGAAAAAGAUAAUAAUUUGAUAAAGUAUUUUUGUUUAACUGCUAUCAGUUAUAGUAAUAAAAAUAAUUAUGAGUACCGUGUAUUUUGCUCCAUACUCAAUAUGGAUAUAUAUAUAUAUAUAUAUAUAUAUAUAUAUAUAUAUAUAUAUAUAUAUAUUACUCUAGUUUUUAAUAUGUGUUCUAUGUUUACUCUAUAUUCAUUUGUUUGGCUUUCGUUUUUAUUUUUGGCCUGUCCUUAUCAUAGGAUAUUCCAUUUUAUCUUUUAUAUACUAUUUGUAUUCACUAAAUGAUGAAUUAUGAUUUUGGUACAACUAGUCAAUAACUUAAUAAUUAGUAUCUAUGUAUAUGCGAACACGAACAUACGCUCCAUCUAUCUCCCUCUUCUACAUUUUCGUUUACAUUGUUAAUCAAGAUCAUAUAUAUGUAUUUUAUGUAUUGAAUAACACAAUAAUAAUCGUGCUAUCUUGUCUGACUAUCGCAUAUAGUUUCUGAUCUACUGCACUUUGCCUAUCUAUUCAUUUACUCUGCUUUGUUUUGUUUUUUCUAUCAACCCAGUAAGAAUGAUACAGGAUAAACUUUUAACGACAUAAACAUAUUUUUAUAUAUUCAAUAUAUCUCAGUUAUUACUACCAUUAUUCGCUAUUUCACUUAUUUUCUCUUGUCAUUAUCAUUUAUACUGUCUUUUUUCUACAAUGUCAUAAGUACAACUUUUUUUAGAAUGAAAUAAUUUCCAAUAUUUUAUUUUGCAUUUUAUUUUGUUCAAUUGGUUGAUAACAGCAAACUUAAAUUUGAAGAAACAAGUAUUAUCACCAAGUAUUUAAUUAAAAUGACACUAGUCUCGUUGUUCAAUUAUUUUCAUCAUAAUUCAAAUAAGGAUCUCAUAAUUAUUUCUUUAUGUAUGUGUGCAUGUAUGUAUGUCUUUUUUUGUAAAGUGAAGUUCUUGAAAGUUUCAGUAAAAAAAAGAGCAUUUUUGGAUCAAUUUUUCCUCUUUGUUUACAUAAGUGUAUACUCAAACUCAAAAAAAAGUUUACUUCAAUAUUCCAUGAUAUUUGUUAUUAUUAGAAUUAUCACUACUAUUACUGCCACUACUACUACUACUAUGGUAAACUGGAACUUCGAAUUACUAUUCUUUGAUUUGACUUUACGUUUGAGAUAUUCAUAUGAAGAGAAAAUCAAUGCAUUUGUGGUGUACUCCCUUUUUUUGAUUUUAAUCACAUAAAUAAAUUAUUCUCAUUAUGUUAA